Macroventuria anomochaeta is the source of this 297-nucleotide messenger RNA. RefSeq lists its product as uncharacterized. The record is from RefSeq and is a predicted model, not a curated record. Lineage: Eukaryota; Fungi; Ascomycota; Dothideomycetes; Pleosporales; Didymellaceae. Gene Ontology annotation, molecular function: zinc ion binding; nucleic acid binding. The coding region runs from base 1 to 297 and encodes 98 amino acids. The transcript has a single exon.
AUGCUCUCAGCUGAGCUUAUGCGCGAUCGGAUUACUAGCCUUGAGAGAGCCAACGAUGCAGUGUCAAAGCGAAAGCAGCAUAAGAAAAGGCGUAUACAGAAGCAAGGAGUCUUAACAAAGAGAACUGGAGAGGAUAUAAUUGCUCAACGUGAGGCUGAUCAGCAGAUUGCUCGUGAAGAGUGUCAAGGUGGAGAGCGACCGGGCCUAAGCCGCCAGGCUCUGGCACGCUGUACAAAGUGCAGAGAGCCUGGGCACAACUCACGGACAUGUAAAAAGGAUAAUGUAGACACUGCUUAA